This is a messenger RNA of Arachis duranensis, 606 nucleotides long. RefSeq names its product protein MAIN-LIKE 2-like. The record is from RefSeq and is a predicted model, not a curated record. Bases 1 to 606 code for a protein of 201 amino acids. The transcript has 3 exons. Lineage: Eukaryota; Viridiplantae; Streptophyta; Magnoliopsida; Fabales; Fabaceae. Gene Ontology annotation, biological process: meristem maintenance; meristem development.
AUGCCAAAAAAAUUUAAAGUUAAAGGUGUUGAUCGAUCUGAGUUUCACAUUAUUCAUUAUCUCAGUAAUCCUGAUUAUAAAUUAAGAAUGUUGACAUGUAACCAUCCAGUUCCUCCGGAUCGGUACAACGAUGGGGUAGAGGAGCAUCUACGAGUUACCGGUUUCUAUCAUGUAUCUCAGAUUGGGAUAGUGCAGUGUCAGAAAGCAUUGGUAAAUGUUCUAGUCGAACGUUGGCACCCAGACACACAUACGUUCCACCUUCCCAUUGGUGAAUGUUCCGUGACUCUUGAAGAUGUGGCUCUAAUUCUUGGUCUUCCCACAGAUGGUCUUCCAGUUACAGGAAUGACAAUGAGUAGUUUCGAAGCCAUGGAGGCGGAGUGUUUGCUUCAAUUUGGCGUUGCACCGCGUAAGGAGGAGUGUAGAUCUAGCUGCAUAAAACUGACCUGGCUGCGGAAUCUAAAAGAGAAUUUAGAAUUGACCGAUGAAAUCAGUAUACAAAGGUGGCGUAACUGGGAGCGUGGUGACCGACGAUAUAGAUAUUUGAAGCUAGCUCACUUUAGGAAGGCCUUUGAUGAACUUCAGGAAGGCCAGAUGCGUUUUGAUUAA